CAGACAGAGAGCCAUGGGGCUUUUACUCAGCCGGAUCCAAGACGCCUUGCAAAGUUUCUAUGGAAUGAACGCUCGCAUUCUCUUGCUGGGCUUGGAUGCAGCUGGCAAAACAACUCUUCUCUAUCGACUGAAACUGAACGAAACUACAAUGACUAUCCCCACCAUAGGCUUCAAUGUGGAGACAAUCCAGCCCAUCAACAACGUCACUUUCACCAUGUGGGACGUGGGCGGUCAACACCGGAUCCGGACACUUUGGAAGCACUACCAGACCAACACGGACGGGCUGGUGUUUGUGGUGGACAGCGUGGAUAGCAGUCGCUUUGCAGAGGCCUGGUCCGAGCUGGAGGCCCUCCUGGAUGCUGACCUGCUGCGCGGAGUGCCGUUGGUGCUGCUGGCGAACAAGCAAGACUUGCCCGGAGCCUUGCCCCCCAUGCAGGUGGCAGAAGAGAUGGGUUUGAGGAAGCUGGUGGGUUCUCGGUGGCACGUGCAGGGCUGCUGCGCCGUGAGCGGAGAAGGGAUCCCGGAAGCCAUGACCAAGUUGUCUGAAAUGGUCAGGUCGUUUCGCAAAGCCCGUGGUAUGUAAUCCACUACAAGGCCUAGUGGUUGGACUUCCGUCUCACUGAACUCUUGCCUGACCGUAACUUCCUGACCUGGCCGUGAUUCUCUGUUUGCUUUGCAUGAGGCCUUCAGGACAUUAUCUGGCUUAUAAGCAGUUGCCACGGUGGGAGGUGAGAAUAUGUUUAUGAUUGUCUCUGGGGCUUUUUGGACACAGCUGUGGACUGUCUGUGGUCGAGUUUUUCUUCAAAAUGAUACCCCUUACAGGGAUGCAAAGUCAAACCGAGGACUCGAAAACUGAAGAAUCAGACCGCAAACCAUCAUCCCAGGACUCUUGAUCAGAGUAAUCUAUUUUUGUUUCAUUAUAAAAGUAUGAUUAAUUCUUUCUCUGUCCCUAUCACUGCUGAUUCCAUCAGAAUAGCUGGAAGAGCUCAUUUCUUCCUUCACAAUAUUCCCAGUGCAACUGAUGAAGAAUAAAAGUAACUGCUUAAUUAA
Messenger RNA from Sphaerodactylus townsendi, 1050 nucleotides. Its product is annotated as ADP-ribosylation factor 1-like. Gene Ontology annotation, biological process: intracellular protein transport; vesicle-mediated transport. Lineage: Eukaryota; Metazoa; Chordata; Lepidosauria; Squamata; Sphaerodactylidae. The coding region runs from base 14 to 583 and encodes 189 amino acids. Gene Ontology annotation, molecular function: GTPase activity; GTP binding. Gene Ontology annotation, cellular component: cytoplasm. The record is from RefSeq and is a predicted model, not a curated record. The transcript has a single exon.